Phycomyces blakesleeanus NRRL 1555(-) is the source of this 1324-nucleotide messenger RNA. RefSeq names its product secreted aspartyl protease. Gene Ontology annotation, molecular function: aspartic-type endopeptidase activity. Gene Ontology annotation, biological process: proteolysis. The record is from RefSeq and is a predicted model, not a curated record. Bases 1 to 1167 code for a protein of 388 amino acids. Lineage: Eukaryota; Fungi; Mucoromycota; Mucoromycetes; Mucorales; Phycomycetaceae. The transcript is spliced from 4 exons.
AUGAAGUUAACAGCAAGCAUAGCCACUCUUUUAGCGGUCACCUUAUUUACCAUCACAGAUGCCGCCUCUACCUCAAAAGCUAAACCUCUCCACUUCAAUCUCGACGCCAAUCCUUCGUAUCGUCGUAAUGCUACUCGUUCCGUCCUAAGAGCUCGUGGAAAGUACGCCAGUCAUUUGACCGGCUUAACAGAGUUCUCUCGCCCAGGAGCUGUUGCUAUGGCCGACUACGAAAAUGAUAUCGAGUACUACGGCAAUGUUAAGGUCGGAACUCCAGCCCAAACUCUUAAAUUGAACUUCGACACAGGAUCUGCUGAUCUUUGGUUUGCUUCUACUCUUUGUUCAAACUGUGGAAGCAAGCACAAAAAAUUCAACCCAAAAAAGUCAAAGACCUAUAAAAAAGACAGCACCAAAUGGUCAAUUGGCUACGGAGAUGGAUCUUCUGCUAGCGGUACUAUGGCCUAUGAUACUGUUAAUCUUGGUGGAAUUUCCAUCAAGAAGCAAGGCAUAGGACUCGCUCAGAGAGAAUCUUCCGCCUUUGUUUCUGAUCCCGUUGAUGGUCUGCUUGGCCUUGCCUUUAACAGUAUAAUCACUGCCGAAAACUUCAAGACUCCUAUGGAUAAUAUGAUCUCUCAAAAGCUUAUCAAGAGUCCUAUAUUCAGUGUCUAUCUCGGAAAACAAGCUAAGAAAGGUGGAGGUGAAUUCCUCUUUGGUGCUUAUAACUCUGCACAUGUUGGUGGCAAGUUAACUACUGUUCCUGUUGACAAAUCCCAAGGCUUUUGGGAUAUCAAGAUCAGCAAAAUGACUGCUGGAAAGUCUAGUAUUGGAUCCUUCAGAGGUAUCAUUGAUACCGGAACCACUCUUUUGCUGUUUACCGAUGAAAUGGCCGCAAAGGUUGCCAAGGGCUACGGUGCCAAGGACAAUGGGGACGGUACUUACACGAUUAAUUGCGACCCUAAGAAGCUUUCUCCUCUCGUCAUGACCAUCAAUGGAGCUAAAUUCCAAAUUCCCGCCGCCGACCUUGUGUUUGAUAAGAUAGGCAAUACUUGUUACGCCGGUUUUGGAUACGCUGGUCUUGACUUUGCUAUUCUCGGGGAUGUCUUUAUCAAGAACAACUAUAUCAUCUUUAACCAGAAAGUACCUAAUGUCCGCAUCGCACCUGUCAAAUAAACAAUAUCAGCACCCGAAAAACUCUGUUAAUUUUCUUUUUCUUUGAUAUUAUUCAUUCGCUUUUGUAAUAAAAUAGCUAAAGUUAAUAUUAAAGCAAUAAUCUUAUUCAUAUAUAUGAAAAUAUAACAGCAUUUAGAGUAUAAUCUUUAUGAUUAAG